Messenger RNA from Clarias gariepinus (North African catfish), 677 nucleotides. It is a transcript of the gene cks1b, whose product is annotated as CDC28 protein kinase regulatory subunit 1B. Gene Ontology annotation, molecular function: cyclin-dependent protein serine/threonine kinase activator activity; protein kinase binding; histone binding. Bases 9 to 248 code for a protein of 79 amino acids. The transcript is spliced from 3 exons. Gene Ontology annotation, biological process: regulation of mitotic cell cycle. Lineage: Eukaryota; Metazoa; Chordata; Actinopteri; Siluriformes; Clariidae. The record is from RefSeq and is a predicted model, not a curated record. Gene Ontology annotation, cellular component: cyclin-dependent protein kinase holoenzyme complex; SCF ubiquitin ligase complex.
ACUCCACCAUGUCACACAAGCAGAUCUACUACUCGGACAAGUACGACGACGAGAAGUUUGAGUACAGGCACGUCAUGCUCCCCAAGGACAUUGCAAAGCGCGUGCCCAAAACACACCUGAUGUCUGAGACGGAGUGGCGCAACCUGGGAGUGCAGCAGAGCCAGGGCUGGGUACACUACAUGAUCCAUCAGCCAGAGCCUCACAUCCUGCUCUUCCGCCGUCCUCUACCCACGACCAAAUCCCAGUGAGGGAGCGCAGGUGGGGAAGGACUCUUGUACACGCUGCAGAAGGAUGACCGACAGAUGGAACACGAGGUGCCGAUUAAUUUCGGUGCCAGUUCCGUUUGAUUAGAAGUGGAAUAUCCUCUACUCUUUAAGGAGUUAGGUUAUAAAAAAAGUUCCUAUUGUUCCGCACAUCUUUGCCUAAAAACAAAACUCUGACUCUUCUCUUUUUCACACUGCGUAAUUUUCCCCAGAGAGAAAGCGUGUUUAGAAAAUGCAGCCUGGUGAUGAAGCAGUCAUAAAGUGUGCUUUGUAUGUAAACAGUGAGUGUCUUUUUCUUUGUGUUGUGACAGAACACUUUGCAUGUUGUUUAUAGUGCUGUGAAUGUUGGUCAUUAUUUAUGAUCCUUUUUUUAAAAAAAAAAUCUACUUUACAAAUAAAAAAAAACAUUCUGAA